Messenger RNA from Toxorhynchites rutilus septentrionalis, 4211 nucleotides. RefSeq lists its product as uncharacterized. Bases 113 to 2218 code for a protein of 701 amino acids. The transcript is spliced from 6 exons. The record is from RefSeq and is a predicted model, not a curated record. NCBI's taxonomy places the organism in Eukaryota, Metazoa, Arthropoda, Insecta, Diptera, Culicidae.
CUUUUAACUCAGCAGUUCAUGUAAUUUUUUCGUUACCAAAUUGAAAAUCAGGUUCUCGCAACUGUAUCAAAUAGAUUUUUUUGAAAAAAAAAUCAGCUCAAAUUAUCCAACCAUGUUCAAUAUUCAGCCCAAAUCCAAAUUUACCGAUCGGAAGUCUUCGUGGCAAUCUGAGAAUGAAAUUUUUGAUGCGAAAUAUAAAGCUGCGGUGAAGGCGUACCACAACUACAUGGAGGGUUUUCAUUUCAUGCUCUCUGAGAAUGAACGAAGAAUGGGUAAAAUUCUUAUGCGUCGUGCCAUUCCUCUCUGGUUCCAAGAGCUUUCAAACGAACAAAUUAAAACAAUUGAUCAACUUUUGACGGAAAUCCGGGAUGAUUUGGAUGAGGAUACCGUUCAUCGCUGUCAGGCUGUCAUACGUCAUUUGGGCGUUUAUCCGCUUUGUCCGUCGACGGUUUUUCGAAAAGCUUUGAUAUUUUCACGUGGGAAUGAUUUAUCCUUCAUUUGGUUCCUGCUUGAACUGUUCUACUCUAAAAGCGAAACUGAUGACAUGGUCGUUGAUUACACCAACAAUGAACGUUUGCUGAUGUCCUCGAUCUGCCACCUGGAUAUGAUGACCACGUUAAGAGGUCUGGAAUCAGUUCUCCCACCACCAAACCAAAAGGAAGAGAAAUGUUCAUCAUCGUGUAGUCACCACGAAUCAUUCGAUUGGACAUCGGAUACUCGUUAUUGCUCUCCCUAUUUGAAACCGUUACAUGUCUCGGAACCUCGUUCUGCAGAAAUCCAUAAGUUUCGUCCGAGAGUGGCAUUUUGCAUCGCUCGCUAUGAGCGCUAUCGUGAUCCGGAUUUCGUUAUUCCAAACGAGGCUUCCCGUUGGUUUGCAAAGCAAACACGCUCGAAUCAAACCUCGUUUGAUAGCGUUGAGAAGACCAAACGAAGUGUUCCUCUGACCAGCGCUUGCGAUAGUGCGGAGGUGAUUGUGAAGGAACUGUUGAACGACCAAAUAGCGCUGAUGGUUGGUCGGGAGGUUGAUCGGAGGGAACUUUGCAGGAAACAUCAAGAUAUGGAAAAGAGACGCCAGAAGUUGAUGAAUUUGCUGACUAAGAGAACGAAAGUGAGGGAGCAGCUCACCGACGGAGCCGCCCGCAUUCGUGCCGAGCGGAAGCAUGCCGAACAAAUUAUUCGCGAAAACCGUAUGAUCCAGUUAUUGCUUCGUAGGAUAGUUGACCACGCGAUCAUCUCCUGCAUGCUCACCCCGAGGAGCAAUUGCCCCGAGUGUUGGGCAUCGUACGAGCGCCAGCGCAGACUACUGGCUGGCACCAAAUGUUCUUGCGAGGGGGAGCGUGGUGUUUUCUGCAUGAGGAGCAUGCUGGAGGUUAAUCAAAGUACGGCACAGAAGUAUUUUAAGUGUGGCUGCGGGGGUGUGCCGUACCAGUUUGACUACAAGAAAAUUCUAGAAGACGACAGUAUGCGACCAGUUUGUCCAGUGAAAAAGGCCAUUCGAGUGGCACUCGGGAUGGAGGAAGAUGACUUGGACGAAGGACAGGCCAUCGCGCGGUGUAUGAAGGAGAUGUGGCGUUGUGAACUGAAGCUGUGGAAUGACAAAUUUUUGAAAGGUCGUGAGGACGUUCGGAACAAAGCUACUGGAAUUGAUAUGCUGGAUUAUGAGUUUGUCGAUUCCAAGGAUCCAGUGUGUUUACAGAAUCUAUUGAAGAGAGCUCUGCUUAAGCUAUGCGAAGAUUCGAAAUAUGUCCUAGCGACGUUUCCAGAUGCCUACAAGAUUCCAUUUUUGAACUCGUGGAUUCAAAAUUACUACGGAGCACGAGUCACCCAAAAAACCAAAGAUGACACAUUACAAGAAAGUAAAUACUUCUGGGAUUGGCUCAUACCAAAGGCGACCGCAAUGCGAUGGCCGGUUUGCAAGGAUCUGGGAAUGCAAGGGAGGGUUAACUGGAAUUACAAAAAACGCCUGGAAAAUAAGGCUCAACAAGAAUUAGCCAAAUUUUAUCGCAAGUUCAAAAGAAUUCAAAUGCAGGAAGCCCGUCUAUACUGGUCAACUAUGGACCCUUACCACACCAAUGUGGAUCGAUUCCGUCAAGUUUUCUUCGAUUAUUUGCCGAACUGUGAACCACUGAUAGGGCCCAUGAUUCGUCCUUGGCAUCCUUUUGAGUAUCGUCCGGUUUCGAAUGUAUUGAAGGGCAGUGAUAGUAAAACGCAAUGUUAGGUGUUCUCUAACAUCUCCAUCUUCUAAAUUUAUAUUUGUAUUUUGUUCGUAGCUUACACUGGUACUAUUUUAGUUCACUAUAGAUCUCUUGUGCUCUAAUUCUGGUUUAUAAUUAUUUUCAAUUAUUUUGUCAUACAAAUAGUUACAAGUGGCCAUAACUUAGUAUCUAACAAGUAAUAUCACAAUUGAUUUCUACUUUGCGGUAGCACUGGGAAGCAGUUGUCGGUGAGUGGGUGAACUUCCUUUUUUCGUGCAUUUACAUUUACCAUAUCCCAUGUUUAUUAUGUGGAAUGUUAGAAAGAAAACAUUACAAGACGAAUGAGUGUUCAAAGUUUACAUUUUAAAGUGUUUUAGACGUCGAUUUAAAUAAGUGUUCCUUUGGGUGUUUUCAGAUUACUUGAAUUCCAUUGAAUUUUCAGGGAUUCCAAGUGUACUCAUACAAAACAAAAAAAAACUUUAUUCUUCACACUCACGCAUUAAAAAGGUUAUUCACCCGUCAAUAGUUGUUUGUGGCUUACUCAAUAUAUGAAUAUCUGUUCCCUAAACUCCAUUACUUUUCAACGGUUCUCUAGCAUCUGACGCCUGUUCAGUAUCUCUUUCCUUACUUCUCAUUAUCCAAAACCAGUUUCGCUGCUGGAAGUAAUCUUCGAUGUCGUGUAGAGUUCUUCCCUUGGUUUCGGGCAGCAUGAGAUACAUCAGGAGCGAGGCCCCGAAAGACGCGGUGCCGAAAAUGAGGAACAGCCCCUGCGUUCGGAAUGCUUGCUUGGCGUACGGAAAUCCUUUGGCUACCCCAAACAGUACGAGAUUGAAUACUGUAAAUAAAUACCCCGCUAUCCGUCCUCGGAUUUUGGCCGGCAAAAGCUCUCCGAUCAUGAUGCCAGGCAUUGUCAUGAAGCCGGUGUUGGUGCCUAUGUAGAGUAGGAUGAAAGCAGCGGCCACAUAGGUGUCAAUCGGCGUUUUAAUGGCGUCCAGACGCACAUACAUAAAAAUGGAAAUCGCUAAACAGCUGAUCCCAGAUCCGAUUCCGCUGCCGAUAACCAUCAUCCGGCGCGGCAUUACCAGUAGCAAAAAGCAGUACAGGAAGGUGAAGGCAAGCCGAACGGCAGCUGUGAGAACUGCCGCCUGCAUUGUGUUGAUAUCGGUUCCGCCCAUGUCGGAAAUAAUGUCGACCGCGUAGAAUACUACCAGGUACGUUCCGGAAAGUAUUUGUAGAAUGUGGAAUCCGUUGAUAAUGAUCAGUGGUUUGAUGAGUGAGACUUCCGUCAACGUUUUCCAGAUGCCCCCGUUGGAGCCUUCCUGAGUUUCACUCUCGAAUCGUUCGAUCAGUUGAAGCAACUCACGUUUUGCCUGGAUAGGACUACCACGCAACCAAGUAAGUGCUCUGGCGGCUUGCUCUAGUUUAUUGUUUCUAGCGAGAUAAACCGGAGUCUCGGGAGCGAAUGCGAGCGCCACAAAGGACAGUAUCGGAAGAAUGAUGCCACCCCACGCCACUUCUCUCCAAUGAAGAUAACUGCCCAUCGCAUAGACCAACAGUAUUCCCAUGGAGUAUGAGACAAAGGGAGCGCCGAUCAGAAGCCCACGCAAACGCGGUUCAGCGAUCUCUGCCAGUAGUACCUGCGAAAGAGAGAGAGAGUGGAUACGAUUAAUGUGUGUUUCGGGAUUGGUUCAAUUUGAAUAUUUGAGCGCUAAGGUUUCGUCCAUACAUUCCUCGAUGGUUUCAUUCCAAAGCUAAAUUCAGUCGAAGAUGUAUGUAAUCUCUGGACCGCCUGUAAUGUUAGCAGGAAAAAGCACUUAGAAUCGUUUAGCCUUCGUCAUUGACAAUGUCGCGCUGCACUCACCCACCCUUCUUUGCACUGGUUUCGGUAAACGGUAAACGUUGCUAACCUUGACCUGUUUUUGUGGGUCUCUUCCCGACCACGCGCGUUUUGUUUUGUAUGGAUGUAUUGAAUUUGCAUUCUCGUUGCAAUGGUAAGGUCAGGGUCAUUAACCGCGC